This is a messenger RNA of Phyllopteryx taeniolatus (common seadragon), 3443 nucleotides long. It is a transcript of the gene clcn3, whose product is annotated as chloride channel 3. Lineage: Eukaryota; Metazoa; Chordata; Actinopteri; Syngnathiformes; Syngnathidae. Gene Ontology annotation, molecular function: voltage-gated chloride channel activity. The record is from RefSeq and is a predicted model, not a curated record. Gene Ontology annotation, cellular component: membrane; synaptic vesicle; Golgi apparatus. The coding region runs from base 1 to 2604 and encodes 867 amino acids. Gene Ontology annotation, biological process: transmembrane transport; chloride transport. The transcript is spliced from 14 exons.
AUGGAGUCAGAGCAGCUGUACCACAGAGGCUACUCCCAGAACAGCUACAACAGCAUUGCCAGCGCCAGCAGCGACGAGGAGCUGCUGGAUGGAGCUGGCAUCGUCAUGGACUUUCACACCACUGAGGAUGACAACCUGCUCGACGGGGACGCUUCCUCCCCAGGGUCUAACUAUGCCAUGUCUAAUGGGGGUGGUGCACCCAGCAGCUCCACCCACCUGCUGGACUUCUUAGAGGAGCCCAUUCCGGGCGUGGGCACGUAUGACGACUUCCACACCAUCGACUGGGUGCGCGAAAAAUGCAAGGACCGUGAGAGGCACCGGAAGAUCAACAGCAAGAAGAAGGAGUCGGCGUGGGAGUUCUCGAAGAGUCUGUAUGACGCCUGGUCUGGAUGGCUGGUGGUAACGCUAACAGGCUUAGCCUCCGGCGCGUUGGCCGGUCUGAUCGACAUAGCUGCGGACUGGAUGAAUGACCUGAAGGAGGGCGUGUGUCUGAGUGCCAUGUGGUUCAAUCACGAGCAGUGCUGCUGGACGUCCAACGAGACCACGUUCGCCGAAAGGGACAAGUGUCCCCAGUGGAAGAGCUGGGCCGAGCUGAUUCUGGGCCAGGCUGAGGGUCCGGGCUCAUACAUCAUGAACUACUUCAUGUACAUCUACUGGGCACUGUCCUUUGCCUUCCUCGCCGUGUGUCUCGUCAAGGUUUUUGCUCCAUACGCCUGCGGAUCAGGGAUUCCAGAGAUCAAGACCAUCUUGAGCGGAUUCAUCAUCAGGGGAUACCUGGGCAAGUGGACCCUGAUGAUAAAGACCAUCACUUUGGUGCUGGCAGUGGCGUCGGGCCUGAGUCUAGGAAAAGAGGGUCCGCUGGUCCACGUGGCCUGCUGCUGCGGGAACAUCUUCUCUUACCUCUUCCCCAAGUACAGCAAGAACGAGGCCAAGAAACGAGAAGUUCUCUCUGCCGCGUCGGCGGCCGGCGUGUCGGUGGCGUUCGGAGCGCCGAUAGGUGGUGUCCUCUUCAGCCUGGAAGAGGUGAGCUACUACUUCCCUCUCAAGACACUGUGGCGCUCCUUUUUCGCCGCCCUGGUGGCCGCCUUUGUCCUGCGUUCCAUUAACCCAUUUGGAAACAGCCGCCUGGUUCUGUUCUACGUGGAGUACCACACCCCCUGGUACCUGUUCGAGCUCAUCCCCUUCAUCCUUCUGGGAGUUUUCGGGGGCCUGUGGGGGGCCUUCUUCAUCCGAGCCAACAUUGCUUGGUGUCGGCGUCGGAAGUCGACCCGCUUCGGUAAGUAUCCAGUAUUGGAGGUGAUCCUGGUGGCCGCGAUCACAGCCGUCGUCGCGUUCCCCAACCCGUACACCCGCCAGAACACCAGCGAGCUGAUAAAGGAGCUCUUCACCGACUGCGGCCCGCUAGAGUCCUCGCAGCUCUGCCAAUACCGCAGCCAGAUGAACGGCAGCAAGGCCUUUUCGGAAUACCCCAACCGGCCGGCCGGGCCUGGCGUGUACACUGCCAUGUGGCAGCUCUGCCUCGCGCUCAUCUUUAAAAUCAUCAUGACCAUAUUCACCUUCGGCCUCAAGGUCCCGUCAGGUUUGUUCAUUCCUAGCAUGGCCAUCGGGGCGAUCGCGGGGCGGAUCGUUGGCAUUGCUGUGGAGCAGCUGGCAUAUUACCACCACGACUGGUUCCUGUUCAAAGAGUGGUGUGAGGUCGGAGCAGACUGUAUCACGCCGGGACUGUAUGCCAUGGUGGGGGCCGCGGCCUGCCUUGGCGGCGUGACCCGUAUGACCGUCUCCUUGGUCGUCAUCGUCUUCGAGCUGACCGGCGGCCUCGAGUACAUCGUGCCCCUCAUGGCUGCCGUCAUGACCAGCAAAUGGGUGGGAGAUGCUUUCGGCCGCGAGGGGAUCUACGAGGCCCACAUCCGUCUCAACGGGUACCCCUUCCUGGACGCCAAGGAGGAAUUCACGCACACGACGCUCGCUAGGGAGGUGAUGAGGCCGCGCCGCUGCGACCCGCCGCUCGCUGUGCUGACGCAGGACGACCUGACCGUGGAGGACCUGCAGGGUGUCAUCAACGAAACCAGUUUUAAUGGUUUUCCGGUGAUCGUGUCCAAGGAGUCCCAGAGGCUUGUGGGUUUCGCUCUGCGCAGAGAUAUCACCAUCGCUAUAGAGAACGCUCGCCGCAAACAAGAGGGCAUCGUGUUGAACUCCAGGGUGUACUUCACUCAACACGCCCCCGCCCUCCCCGCCGACAGCCCGCGUCCCCUCAAGCUGCGCUCCAUCCUCGACAUGAGCCCCUUCACCGUCACCGACCACACCCCCAUGGAGAUUGUGGUGGACAUCUUCAGGAAGCUGGGGCUGCGCCAGUGCCUGGUCACUCACAACGGGAUUGUGUUGGGCAUCAUCACAAAGAAGAAUAUAUUAGAGCAUCUGGAGGAGCUCAAGCAGCACACGGAGCCCCUGGCGGCUUCUUGGCAUCGUGACAAAAAAGGAUAUCCUGCGUCACAUGGCUCAAAUGGCAAACCAAGAUCCCGAGUCCAUCAUGUUCAACUGAUCCGCUCCUUUCAGGACGGAUGGGAGGAGGAAGAAGUGUGCCUCUUGGAUGGCGCAAAUCUCUGACAUGCAGACCUUUUUCCCAUGUUUUUCCUUUUUUGUGCUUCAUCCACUCUUGAGUUGGGAGAUUUGACACGCACACCUGGUUACACGUGGUUGUAAUUGUCACUUCGCCCCAAUUGAUUUUUGCAAAUGUUCCAGAUGGUGCAAUCUUUUUUUUCUUUUUUUUAAUAGCGAUCCGUCCAUCAUUGUGAAGUCCCCCCCCCCCCCUCCCCCAAAACGACAUCUGUGAAUUUCUCGUAUGCGAUUAACUUUCCCCUACUGCUACUUUUCCCGUUUGGCGCCACUUUGAACCAGCGGGGAGCACAUUUGCCUCACGGUUCGGAGGUUCUGUGUUUGAAUCCCGAGUGGAGUUUGUCAACGUUCUCUCCGGCGCUUGUGUGGCUUUUCUCUGGCAUCCUCCCACAACACGCUAGGAUAAUUGAAGACUAAAUUGUGCAUACGUGUGAGUGUCAAUUGUCUGGCGACCGGUUCAGCGUGUACCCCACCUCUCCCUUGACCUCCAUAGAAAAUGGACGGACAAAGGCUCGUUAGUGAGUCCCCGAGUCGGCCGAUAUUGGCUCCGGCUCACGCUCGACUGAGGACCCGUGCACGAGAAACUCGAAUUGAAAGACAAAUCGGGUAACCCGUUCAAUGUGUAUCUCAGCGCAGAGGCUUGACUUUGCGCUCCACUGCAAACCGACUGAAGAUGUUGCCGUCCGUCCGUCCGUCCGUCCGUCCGUCCUACUGCUUCCCGGCGCCGACCCGUCUCGGUUUCUUAAUUUAUGAAGUUGUGCGUUGUUGUGAUAUUUGCUUUCUUUGAUUGUACAUUUGAAACAUGGUUAAUUAAAUUUGGAUCGAAAUUG